Messenger RNA from Saxophila tyrrhenica, 747 nucleotides. RefSeq lists its product as uncharacterized. The transcript has 2 exons. Bases 1 to 747 code for a protein of 248 amino acids. The record is from RefSeq and is a predicted model, not a curated record. NCBI's taxonomy places the organism in Eukaryota, Fungi, Ascomycota, Dothideomycetes, Mycosphaerellales, Extremaceae.
AUGUCCGCCAAACCAGCCAUUGUUUUCGUCCCGGGAGCAUGGCACAAGGUCGCUCAAUAUUCACUGGUCACAUUACGUCUCGAGCAAGCCGGGUAUGAAGUCCAUGGGGUCGAUUAUCCAUCUACCGGCCCAAACCCGACCCACGAGACUUUUGACCCUGACGUUGAGAAGAUCUCAGGCGUCAUCGAGUCGCUCGCGGACCAAGGCCGCGACGUGCUGGUAGCAGUCCACUCUGCAGCUGGAAUCAUUGCUGGCGAGGCUGCGAAAGGAUUGCUGAAGUCGACUCGUGAGAGCAAUGGCAAACAGGGCGGCAUCACACACAUGGUCUACAUCUGUGCUUUUGCGGCUGCGGAGGGCACCUCGCUAUGGGAGACGGCCAACGGUCCGCAAGAUUGGGAGAUUGUAGAAGGAGCGACGGUGAGGUGUGGCCGGCCUGAGAUGUUCUACAAUCGUUGCACGCCGGAGCAAGCCAAAGAAAACACAUCCAACUUACAGCGGUUCGCGAAAGGCACAUUGACAAGUAGAACCUCGUAUGCGCCUUGGAAAGAAGUCGCGUGUACGUACCUGAUCUGCCAAGAGGAUCACGCGAUUCCACCGGCGGCGCAGGAAGCCAUGUCGACGCAACCUGGAGCGAAAUUCGAGGUCGUGAGGUGCCAAGCCGACCACAGCCCUUUCUUGUGUAUGCCAGAGUUUACGACAAACGUAAUACGACAAGCAGCUAGAGAGGCGAUCGAGCUACAAGUGUAG